CUCUGCGCCCGGGGGGCAGGGCUCCGCCGCGAGAGUGGCAGCUGGACUUGCGAUGCUGCGAGGGACAGGGUGCAGAGCCGCAGUGCCGUAGUGGGCAGCAGAGGCAGUCUGCCCUGCUAGCAGUCGAACCCCUAAACAGAGGUGAAAGACCCCGGUGCCGCCAACCAUGGAAGCCGCCUGAUGUCCCCGCCCCAGAGAGGCUGCACUGAGAGGACGCCCGGGCGCACGCUUCGGUCCCCUUGUGUCUCUCGGUUCCUCUUUCCUCCCAAGUAAGGGAAUAAGCAGCUAGGACGGAGCGCCCCCGGGAAGCGCGCACCCAAGUGUUGCAUGGUGAGGAAUUGCCAGGAUUUCGGGAUUGGCCUGGACCACAGCAUGACGAUGUUGCUCAAGGAGUAGCAGAAGUCUUUGUCAGCUGCCGAGAGCGACCCAGCACUGUCAUCAUCAACACUUGAGUGCCCAGAAGUCUUCAGAAGGCCUGGUCCACCGUCUAUCUGCAAUGAGCCAGAAGCUGAGCUGGGCCUUGGCUUCUCCCUGGUGAACAGAACUCCACCCCUGGCCUCGGGCAAUCACGCUCAGCUGAAAGAUGAGUGAAGGACGAUGGGUCUCUCUCUCCUCAGAAGAAUUUGACCAACUCCAGAAAUACGCUGAAUAUUCCUCCAAGAAAAUAAAAGAUGUGCUGACUGAAUUUAAUGAAGGUGGAAGCCUCAAGCAAUGUGACACACACAAGCCCAUUAGCUAUGAUGUCUUCAAGCUGUUCAUGAGGGCAUACCUGGAGGUGGACCUUCCUCUGCCACUGAGCACACACCUCUUCCUGGCCUUCAGCCAGAAGCCCAGACAGGAGACACCUGACCACCCAAAGGAGGGGGCCAGCAGUAGUGAGCCCAAUGUCUCAGAUUGUAAUGCGGAUAAUGCUUCCAAAGCAGACGAGGCCUGCGCUCCCGACACUGAGUCAAAGACGGCCAAGACACAAGCACCUCCUAAAGACCUAGAGACCGUGGCCCCAUGGGAGGAUCCUGAUGCUCUGUCUUCAAGCCCAGAUGCUCCCGUGGUGUACCUGAAGGAUGUCGUGUGUUACUUGUCCCUGCUGGAGACGGGGAGACCUCAGGAUAAGCUAGAAUUUAUGUUUCGUCUCUACGACUCUGAUGAAAACGGACUCCUAGACCAAGCGGAGAUGGAUCAGAUUGUGAACCAAAUGUUACAUAUCGCGCAGUACCUGGAGUGGGAUCCCACGGAGCUCAGGCCUAUCCUGAAGGAGAUGUUGCAAGGAAUGGACUACGACAAGGAUGGCUUUGUGUCUCUACAGGAGUGGGUCCAUGGCGGGAUGACCACCAUCCCAUUGCUGGUCCUCCUGGGAAUGGACGACUCUGGCUCCAUGGGGGACGGAAGGCAUGCCUGGACCCUAAAACAUUUCAAGAAGCCCACGUACUGCAACUUCUGCCACAUCAUGUUGAUGGGUGUCCGGAAGCAAGGCCUGAGCUGCAUUUACUGUAAAUACACUGUCCACCAACGCUGCGUGUCCAAAAACAUUCCUGGAUGUGUGAAAACAUACUCAAAAGCCAAAAGGAGUGGCGAGGUGAUGCAGCACGCGUGGGUGGAAGGGAACUCCUCCGUCAAGUGUGACCGGUGCCACAAAAGUAUCAAGUGCUACCAGAGUGUCACCGCGCGGCACUGCGUGUGGUGCCGGAUGACGUUUCACCGCAGAUGUGAAUUUUCGGCGGUGUGUGAUGGUGGGGAGCUCAAAGACCACAUUCUGCUGCCUACCGCCAUAUACCCCAUCACCCAAGACAGGCAAGGAGGGAAGUCCGAAGGCAGCAUGGCCUCCAAGGGUGAACUUGUAACACAGUAUAAGAUCAUCCCUAGUCCAGGAACUCACCCCCUGCUAGUCUUGGUGAACCCCAAAAGUGGAGGAAGACAAGGAGAAAGAAUUCUCCGGAAAUUCCACUACCUGCUCAACCCCAAACAAGUUUUCAACCUGGACAAUGGCGGACCCACUCCAGGAUUGAAUUUUUUCCAUGACACCCCCGACUUCCGUGUUCUUGCCUGUGGCGGAGAUGGGACAGUUGGAUGGAUUUUGGAUUGCAUUGAUAAGGCCAACUUCACAAAGCAUCCACCAGUGGCUGUCCUGCCUCUCGGAACGGGGAAUGACCUUGCACGAUGUCUCCGCUGGGGAGGAGGUUACGAAGGGGGCAGCUUGACGAAAAUCCUGAAGGAGAUUGAACAGAGCCCCUUGGUGAUGCUGGACCGCUGGUAUCUAGAAGUCACACCCAGAGAAGAGGUGGAGAAUGGAGACCAGGUCCCAUACAACAUCAUGAACAACUACUUCUCCAUUGGUGUGGAUGCUUCCAUUGCCCAUAGAUUCCACAUGAUGAGAGAGAAACACCCUGAAAAAUUCAACAGCAGGAUGAAGAACAAGCUGUGGUAUUUUGAAUUUGGCACCUCCGAGACCUUUGCAGCCACCUGCAAGAAGCUUCAUGACCACAUAGAGCUGGAGUGUGAUGGAGUUAAGGUGGACCUGAGCAAUAUCUUCCUGGAAGGCAUUGCCAUUCUGAACAUUCCCAGCAUGUACGGAGGCACCAAUCUCUGGGGAGAAACCAAGAAGAACCGGGCUGUGAUCCGGGAAAGCAGGAGGAGCGUCAUAGACCCAAAGGAGCUGAAAUGCUGUGUCCAAGACCUCAGCGACCAGCUCCUUGAAGUUGUGGGUCUAGAGGGAGCCAUGGAAAUGGGACAGAUCUAUACUGGCCUGAAGAGUGCGGGCAGGAGGCUGGCCCAGUGCUCCUCUGUCAUCAUUAGGACUAACAAGCUUCUGCCGAUGCAAGUAGAUGGAGAGCCCUGGAUGCAGCCACGUUGCACAAUUAAAAUCAGUCACAAAAACCAGGCACCUAUGAUGUUGGGGCCUCCCCAGAAGAGCAGCUUCUUUUCAUUGCGGAGGAAAAGCCGUUCAAAAGACUAAAGAGUGCACCAAACAAACACCAGCUCUACCAAUAAAAAUCUACACACAUGCACACGCACACACACACCACACAGACACACAUGCGCGUACACACAAACACACACACCAUGCACACACACACACCACACAGACACAUACACACCAUACAGUCACACACACACAGACACUCACACCACACAGACACACACACACACACAUCUGUAGCCAGAGGAAGUCAAGACACCCUCCCAGAGGAAAGUGUCGUCCUGCCGUACAGUCUACCUAUUUUGAAAAUGGUUUCACUCUUAACAGAAAUAAUACCCGUGAAAUAUUUUGAACGGACGCAGGGCCCACCAGGAUGGGUUUGCUCCCAUAGCCACUUCCACAUUCCCACAGGCCUGGGGUAGACUUUGAGCCUGAAGGAGAAAUCCCCUUUUUUUUUUCCUUCACCAACUCCUGUAAGGUUCCAGGCUGUACGUUCCCUGCCUACAUGAGAUCGGAUGUGGUCAGGAGAAAGCGCUCCAACCCAGAAAUUUUGCACAAAAGUCCUCUGUACAGAAACAAAACAGCCUCCAGCUCUCCAAGCAAAACCCUUGGCAGAGCUCAGCAAGCACACGAUGGCUUCUUCCUUGUCCUUCAAGCAACAGCUCCUCCCCUCCUCACUCGCUGAGGAAAAGCCAAGAAGCCCAGGAAAGAGGUUUCCAUUCUCAGUUCUCUCUGCUGCCCAUCGGUACUUGUUCGCUUCCUGAAGCAUCUCUUGGCGGCUGUUUGCUCAGAGAACAAACAUGGCUGCCUGGGCAGGCUACUUCAGAUUUGGUGUUUAUUUUCCUAAUGUCUGUGAACACCUGGGAGAGAAAACUGAGAAAGUGGAC
Chionomys nivalis (European snow vole) is the source of this 3801-nucleotide messenger RNA. RefSeq names its product diacylglycerol kinase gamma (gene Dgkg). The record is from RefSeq and is a predicted model, not a curated record. Gene Ontology annotation, molecular function: ATP-dependent diacylglycerol kinase activity; calcium ion binding. The transcript is spliced from 25 exons. Bases 584 to 2950 code for a protein of 788 amino acids. Gene Ontology annotation, biological process: intracellular signal transduction; diacylglycerol metabolic process; lipid phosphorylation. Gene Ontology annotation, cellular component: plasma membrane. Lineage: Eukaryota; Metazoa; Chordata; Mammalia; Rodentia; Cricetidae.